This is a messenger RNA of Fusarium proliferatum ET1, 468 nucleotides long. RefSeq lists its product as uncharacterized. The record is from RefSeq and is a predicted model, not a curated record. The transcript has a single exon. Bases 1 to 468 code for a protein of 155 amino acids. Lineage: Eukaryota; Fungi; Ascomycota; Sordariomycetes; Hypocreales; Nectriaceae.
AUGCCCAGAAACCGCCCUCGUGCUCAAGGAAGCACCAAGUCCCCUUUCGAGAGGCAACGCGCUCGGGAUGGAUACCGGCGCAGACAGUCACGCCGCCAGCAAGCUGCGGCCCAUGAAAGUGGUGGUGGUCACGCCGAGAGUAACUCCAACGGUGUGCAGGGUGUCGAAGGCCACCCUUCCGACGCCGGUCAUGUUGGCAUGACUGGCGAUCGAGACGAAGCUGGUCCCCAAGUCCAGCAAACCGCUGAGGCCGCUGUGCAAGAGGCCUCGACUUCCCCCCCUCACCUGGAGACUACCAGGCUGGCUCAGGACAUGAGCUCAUUGGCAAUCGCCGACCCCGCUAUACAGCAGGGAGAUGCUCACAUUGAGCAACCGAAUUCCGGGCCUCAAGACCCAGACCAGAUUGCUGGUGAUGUUGCCCCUGACCAAGUAGCAUCGAACCUACCUGAGAAUAUGGAUUUAUCAUAG